This is a messenger RNA of Hydractinia symbiolongicarpus, 972 nucleotides long. RefSeq lists its product as uncharacterized. The record is from RefSeq and is a predicted model, not a curated record. The coding region runs from base 1 to 972 and encodes 323 amino acids. The transcript is spliced from 3 exons. Lineage: Eukaryota; Metazoa; Cnidaria; Hydrozoa; Anthoathecata; Hydractiniidae.
AUGACACCAGCAAGGUUUGAACAGCUACUCUCUUGGAUAGCCCCUGUCAUCGUCAAGUCGUCUAAAAUCAGGAAUGUUACAAGUCCUAGCGAGCGUUUAUGCAUUACAUUGCGGUAUUUAACUACAGGAGAUGCUCAGAUUACAAUUGGAAGUAGCUAUAGAGUCAGCCCUCCAACUGUCAGUCGCAUUAUACGCGAAAAAUAUGUUCCUGACACAGAAAGCAAGUGGAAAGAGAUAGCGAACGAGUUCAAAGACCGAUGGAACUUUCCACAUUGUUUAGGGGCAAUAGAUGACAUUGGUGAUGCUGGACGUCAAAGCGAUGGAGGAGUGUAUAAAAACAGCAAACUUGCCCAGGCUCUAGAAACAAACUCAAUUAAUAGUGAUCUAUUAAUUGAGUUUGUUUCUAGAGCCCCAGCUAAAAUAAAAGAUGCAGGAAAUAAGCUAUAUCCAUAUGUUUUUGUGACUGAUUAUGCCUUUCAAUUAAAACCACAUAUGCUAAAACCAUUCGCUCGUCUGGCCUCUUGCAUUAAAAAGAAAAUAUUUAACUACCGUUUAUUAAGGGCCAGAAGAAUAAUUGAACAUUGUUUUGGCAUAUCAGAAGCAAGGUUUCGCAUUUUUAGACGUCCCAUUAUUGUACAGGUUGAAACUGUGAAUUUAAUAACAAAAGCAGUAGUUGCUCUACACAACUUUUUAAUGAAAAGCCAAGAAAACCAUGGUGAGUACAGGUACUGUCCACCAGGAUUUGUGGAUACUGAAAAUGGCGCGGACUCACAGCUUGAAGACUGGAGGAAUGAAACCAAUGGAUAUACUGGCUUUUUACACAUUGGUACUACGCGAUCAAACAGCUAUACGAAAAGUGCAAAGGAUGUGCGCAAAGAAUAUAAAGAUUAUUUUAACACACAAGAAGGAGCUGUAAGUUGGCAGUGGGACUAUGUAUCCAGAACGAUAGACCCGUUUGACUUGGAAGUAUGA